Messenger RNA from Fukomys damarensis (Damara mole-rat), 1429 nucleotides. It is a transcript of the gene Tspan31, whose product is annotated as tetraspanin 31. The record is from RefSeq and is a predicted model, not a curated record. Lineage: Eukaryota; Metazoa; Chordata; Mammalia; Rodentia; Bathyergidae. The transcript has 6 exons. Gene Ontology annotation, cellular component: membrane. Bases 194 to 823 code for a protein of 209 amino acids.
CAGUGACAUCCUGGAUUAUCCAUGAGUUUCGCCAAUCCAGAAGCAGGGGUGGGUCGGUGCCGACGCCUGGAAUUGGUUUGGCUAGCCUUGAUUUAAAGAGACAGAAGCUGCCGCGGUCUUAGGAGACCAUCCCCAAUACCAUCCCCCGCCCCCCCGAGUCCUUGGGACCAGUUGGGUCCCCAGAGCUGGGGAAAUGGUUUGUGGUGGCUUUGCCUGCUCCAAGAAUGCGCUGUGCGCUCUCAACGUUGUCUAUAUGCUGGUGGGCUUGUUGCUCAUUGGAGUGGCUGCUUGGGGCAAGGGCCUGGGUCUGGUGUCUAGCAUCCACAUCAUUGGAGGAGUCAUUGCUGUAGGAGUCUUCCUUCUCCUCAUCGCAGUGGCUGGAUUGGUGGGUGCUGUCAACCAUCACCAAGUCCUGCUAUUCUUCUACAUGAUCAUCCUUGGUCUGGUCUUCAUCUUCCAAUUUGGAAUCUCUUGUUCAUGCCUGGCUAUUAACCGCAGCAAACAGACAGAUGUCAUCAAUGCUUCUUGGUGGGUCAUGAGCAACAGUACCCGGCAUGAACUGGAAAGAAGUUUUGACUGUUGUGGCUUGUUCAACCUCACAACCCAGUACCAAGAUGAUGCUUCCUGCAAUGCACUCUGCAAGAACAGAAACUACACAUGCCAGAUGUGCGGAGAAAAGUUUCUUAAACAUUCAGAUGAAGCCCUGAAAAUCCUAGGUGGUGUUGGACUCUUCUUUAGCUUUACAGAGAUCCUCGGUGUUUGGCUAGCAAUGAGAUUUCGGAAUCAGAAGGAUCCUCGAGCUAACCCCAGUGCCUUUCUAUGAGACUUUGGGUCCUUUUAACUUCCCUGCUGUCAUCUUAUUUCUCCUUUAAGGAAAACCUGGAGUCUAUAUCCUUUUUUGUUUGAGAAAAAGGAAAGGCCCUUUGUUCCAUGCUGUAAAAUUGACUGGUUAGGGCUUGACAUAUUUUGAUGGGAGUAAGAUUGUAGGGAAUAGAAAGAAAAAUUUCAUCCCUCCUUCCCAUGUGGAUAUGGACAGUUAGUGCCUGGGAAUACAUGGACAGGGGCUGGAGUCAUUCAUAGCUGUUUCCCUUCUACAUGCCAGACCACCUCAGCACACCUGGCCUGGCUCCAAGGAUCAAUAAGGAACACAGCCCAGAAAACUACCAAGAAUUGUUAAAAUAUGUGGGGCCCAGUUUGAGGAAGUUCAGAGAAUAUAAAAAUAAAACUCAUUUUAGCUCCAUAAUCAAAUAAGCACCUUAAGUUUCUUUCUAAUCUUUGCCAGUUGGGGGGCUCCACUGACUGCCUAGGCCCUGUGUAUCUUAGGGAGUCUUUAAGGUUCUACAGAGAAGUUCCUCCUUUUAAGUAGUCUGUCCAAUCUCCCAAAGGCAAGGCCAAUGAGAGAAACAUUAAAAGAAAGAAAAAGACCACA